This is a messenger RNA of Colletes gigas, 966 nucleotides long. RefSeq names its product proteasome subunit beta type-5 (gene Prosbeta5). The transcript has 5 exons. The coding region runs from base 49 to 897 and encodes 282 amino acids. Gene Ontology annotation, molecular function: threonine-type endopeptidase activity. Gene Ontology annotation, cellular component: proteasome core complex. Lineage: Eukaryota; Metazoa; Arthropoda; Insecta; Hymenoptera; Colletidae. The record is from RefSeq and is a predicted model, not a curated record.
GUGAACUAACAAGAUGACAAGCAUUCGACAGUAAAGGCUACCGUAAAAAUGGCGCUUGCAGAAGUUUGCGGUCUCAAUUCGUUUAUUGAUUACAAUACAUCACGCGAUGAAGAUAUUUUCUCACGGGAGAUCGAACUUUAUAAAGGAAAUUUCAUUAAUAAUCUACAACUAGCUGUGCCACCCUAUGUAAAUCCAGCCGAACAUUUGGCCCGCCUUGCAGACGGAACCGAUGAAACUGGAAGACAGAUAAAGAUCAAAUUCGAUCAUGGUACUACUACAUUGGGUUUUCAAUACAAAGGUGGCAUUAUUCUUGCUGUUGAUUCACGUUCAACAGGAGGCGAAUUUAUCGGUUCAUCCACCAUGAAGAAGAUUGUGGAAAUCAAUGACUAUCUUUUGGGAACUUUAGCUGGUGGUGCUGCAGAUUGUGUGUAUUGGGAUCGUGUAUUGGCAAAAGAAUGUCGCAUGUAUGAAUUGAGAAACAGAGAACGCAUUUCUAUCGCUGCUGCUAGUAAGCUUUUGUCAAAUAUGGUAUAUCAGUACAAAGGAAUGGGAUUAAGUAUGGGUGUAAUGCUUGCUGGAUGGGACAAGAGGGGGCCUGGUCUGUAUUAUGUUGAUUCACAAGGUACCCGUACACCAGGAAAAGUUUUCAGUGUAGGAUCAGGAUCUGUCUAUGCGUUUGGUACACUAGAUUCUGGGUAUAGGUGGGACUUGUCCGACGAAGAAGCUUACGAACUUGGCCGCCGAUCUAUUUACCAUGCAACCCAUAGAGAUGCUUACUCUGGUGGUAUUAUAAGAGUUUAUCACAUGAAAUCAACAGGCUGGGUACAUAUUUCUGAUGAAGACUGUAAAGAUCUUCAUUACAUGUACCAAGAACAAAAAGAAAAAGGACUUAACUAAUAGGAAUUAAGUGUCACUGUACUCUGUCAUAUUUUUUCUUUAAUAAAAUUGAUUUCUAAAUAAAGAAUC